Daldinia caldariorum is the source of this 993-nucleotide messenger RNA. RefSeq names its product putative short-chain dehydrogenase/reductase family protein. The transcript is spliced from 3 exons. The record is from RefSeq and is a predicted model, not a curated record. Lineage: Eukaryota; Fungi; Ascomycota; Sordariomycetes; Xylariales; Hypoxylaceae. Bases 1 to 993 code for a protein of 330 amino acids.
AUGACUUUCGGGGACUUCGUGUCCGAGCAACGGGCAAACCUCCCUAUCCACGUUACGCCUGAGGCUUGCGGUGGGAAAACGUAUAUCGUAACGGGGUCCAACACUGGCCUGGGGCUCGAGGCCGCGAAGCACCUAGUUCGCUGUAAGGCUAAGAAAGUCAUCAUUGCGGUCCGAAAUCUCGAGGCAGGCGAAGCAGUCAAGGCCGAGAUCGAGAACGUGACGAAAAUCCGUGGCGUCGCGGAGGUAUGGCAUGUCGACCUGGCAGACUUCCAGUCCGUCAAGGACUUCGCCAAGAAGGCUACCGAGUCGUUGGAUCGUAUCGACGGUCUGAUUGAGAACGCCAGCAUCGCGCUCGACAGGAUUUCCAUCGCGGAGGGAUACGAGACGACAAUCACGAUUAAUGUCCUCAGCACGUUCCUCAUGGCGGUACUCCUGCUCCCGAAAUUGAGCGAUACGGCAAAGCAAUUCGGCACUACGUCUCACUUGAGCAUUGUUGUGAGCGCAGCUGGCUUUGCGUUUAAGGAGCCGUUCGACAAGGUAAAGGAUGAUUUCCUGAGGAAAAUGAAUAGCCCCACCAACGCCAAUAUGGGGUCGAGAUAUCCCGUGAGCAAACUCAUUCAGAUAUUUGCGGGCCGUCACUUCGCAAAGCUUGUCCCGAUAGAAAGAACGGGAGUCGCCGUAAACUUUGUAAACCCGGGCCUGUGCAAAACCGGGCUCAGCCGGCACGGGAGAUUUCUUAAUCGCUUGCCGAUCGUCGGGAUGGGCCUGGUGCUAGGAAGGACUCCCGAGAUGGGCAGUCGCACGCUACUACACGGCGCGGUGGCUGGGAAGGAAAGCCAUGGGUGCUACCUGUCGGUUUGCGAGAUCAGGGAACACCAGCUACCGUCCUGGGUGAGCGAUGAGGAGGGACAGAAACAAGGGAAGAUCAUCUGGGACGAGAUAGCGAAUGUCCUGGAGAAGAUCGAGCCUGGAUGUUUGAGCAAAAUACUGUAA